Molecule: messenger RNA, 979 nt
Organism: Carassius gibelio (silver crucian carp)
Lineage: Eukaryota; Metazoa; Chordata; Actinopteri; Cypriniformes; Cyprinidae
Product: overexpressed in colon carcinoma 1 protein homolog
Exons: 5
Coding region: 142-330 (62 amino acids)
Source: RefSeq, a predicted model, not a curated record
UCACGUGGGGCUCGAGCAUCUCUCUCUCUCUCUCUCUCUGUCGACUGAUCUCGAGGCUGUGUUUGACGGAGCUCGUGCAUCACAUCAGAGCCGUCCUUCACUCACUCGUCCUUCUCCUCUAAAGCAGGCGUUCCUGCCACGAUGGGAUGUGGACAUUCCUCCGCCAGCAGCACGACAGCAGGGGGUCCAGCAGAAGCUGCCAAGGAUGUGACAGAAGAUCCUUCGCCGGAUGAUGAGAAACGAAGGAACUAUGGAGGAGUGUAUGUGGGCCUUCCUGCUGACCUGACCUCGGUAGCUGCCAGCCAAUCAAAAUCCACACGUAAAGACUGAAAGCAGAUCGCAUGAAACGACAACGCUCUGCAGUCGCUCAGACGAUAUAUUCGAGGAAGGAGCUGCUUUUGGAAGCGAAUCCAGAAUGGGUCGGCACUUCGGAAUGACAUCACCGUGACAUCAUACCGGCUGGCGUACAGAAGGGUUCUGUUCGGAACACUGAGCAUUAUUGUGACUAUGAAUGUAGACUCUGUUGUCAUGGUGACCGCCGACCCCCCUGACCUCUCCGUCCGCCAGGAGGACAUCCUGGUAUUUCGGAGUCACCAUGGCAGGGCAUUUCCUGAGUCUGGAGACCCAUCAGAUCUGAUCAACUGUACGUCUCAUAACUGCAAUAACUGACUCUACUGAACCUAUUCCUUCAGGGGUUUUGUUUUCUUUCUUUUUUUAAUAAAAAUAACAGUUUAGUCAAGAUGUUUAGCACUAACAUGACUAGAGCUGUUGACAUGACUACUUAUUAAUAUAUAGACUGUAGUUUUCUUAUACAUUUUGAUAGUCACCUCACUAUUAGAGUUAACAUAUUAAUAGCAUUUACUAAUGGAAGAGUUCUAUUUAUUCUAUUUCAGGUUAUUGACCUGUGAUUGUACAGUGAACAUUUUUAGUGACUAAUGUGAAUUCUGUGUAUGAAUUAAAUACAUGAGAUUUGAAGAAA